Messenger RNA from Malus domestica (apple), 2614 nucleotides. RefSeq names its product pentatricopeptide repeat-containing protein At5g24830. The record is from RefSeq and is a predicted model, not a curated record. NCBI's taxonomy places the organism in Eukaryota, Viridiplantae, Streptophyta, Magnoliopsida, Rosales, Rosaceae. Gene Ontology annotation, molecular function: protein binding.
AACAUAGGGGAGAAUUGUAAGCUCCAAUGAGAUUUGGGCUUUGAUAUCUCAGGCCCAUACUGAUUUGAGACCCGUAUUAUUCGAGCCUGGUUGGCACUCCGCCCCGCCCCGAUCUGUACAUUCGGGGUCUUCAGUCGUCAACAGAAUAUGUGCCAUUUGGAUCCGCUUCCGAAAACUGACUCCGUCCGGAGCUUAACGCCCCUCAGGAGAAAACCAAUCCGAGGCAGAGCCAGCCUCAGUCUCAAACCGUCAGCAACGGAAUCAAGGAAGAAGAAGCAGCAGCAGAAGCUGCAGAACAAAACACUCCCCACAUCGUCUUCUUCUUCUUCCUCAAAAUCCUUCAAGUUCUUCACAGGACGCCUGCAAUGGCACUUGUCAUUGCGUGCGGAGAAUCGUCGCCGUCCCACAUUGCCCUUCUGAGUUGCUUGAAUCGAACCCUCGACUCCAUCAAGCACAACAUUGCUCGCAUUUUUGUCUACAUUUUGUGCUGCCAAGCUAACAACGCCAGGGGUAAGGAUCUACUUCCAACUACUUUUGAAGAUUUCAUGAAAAAAUGGGAUGAGAAUUACCAUUUGAGUGCUCAACGUUGGUUCAAAGAGGAAGAAUUCCGACGGUGAACAAGAUCCAUACGCAGUUUUCAAUGCGUUGGAUGCAAUGUUGAAGGACAGUUUGGAACGUCUGAAAACAAUGAGGGAAAGCAUAUCAAUGGCAGAGAUAGGCUUUAUAAGUUGCGCUUCUAAAGUUAACUACAUGGAUCACAUGGGCAUCAUAAGGGUUUUAUGCAUGGAUGGUAAGUUGGGAACAGCUUUUUGGCUUCGGAGAAAAAUCACUAGGAAAGGCUUUGUUCCUGAUGUUUUGACGCACAAUUAUCUUUUAAAUGGACUGUGUAAAACUGGUCACUUGGAGAAGGCAGAUUGGCUAAUUAGAGAGAUGUUAGAAAUGGGCCCUCCUCCCAAUUGCGCCACGUACAACACAUUUAUUAAGGGUUAUUGCCUUCUUGAUGAUGUGGAUAAAGCUCUUUAUCUUUUCUCUACAAUGAGUAACAUUGGUAUUAGUCCGAAUAGGGUCACUUGCAACAUACUUGUACAUGCAUUGUGCAAGAGAGGUCUUAUGGAGAGUGUGAAGAAGCUUCUUAACAAGAUAUUAGAUGAUGAUUAUGACAAGACACCAUCAGAUUUAAUUACCUCAACUACACUUAUGGAUGGUUAUCUUAAAAACGGAAAUAUGGCUCAGGCACUUCAUAUUUGGGAUGACAUGGUCCAAAUGAAUACCCAAGUAGAUGUCGUUGCAUAUAAUGUUCUCAUCAAUGGAUUUUGUUUGAGUCGAGACAUGAACCUUGCUUAUGGUUCCCUUUGUGAAAUGAUCAAAAGAGGAUUGCUUCCUAAUGUUAUUACUUUUAAUACACUUAUAAGUGGUCUUUGCAAAGAAGGAAAAUUAGAGGAGGCUUGCUACGUCCAUGAAAGUAUGUCAAAAAUGGGAGUUACUCCAAAUGAUGUUUCAUACAAAAUAAUUGUUCAGGGCCUGUGUAUUAAAGGAGAAGUUUUCAGAGCUAACAAGUUUCUUCUUCGUAUGCUAGAAAAGUCAAUGGCGCCUGAGCCUCUACUAUGGAAUUGUAUUAUUGAUUGUUAUGGAAGAUAUGGGGAUCUUAGUGCUGCACUCUCUGUCAAGGAUCAUAUGUUCGCUUCUGGUGUUCAACCAAAUGUGUAUACUUACAAUGCGUUGAUCCAUGCACAAGUAAAGGGAGGAAACAUUGAUCGUGCUCUUGCUUUCAAAAAGGAAAUGCUUAUGUCUGGUCUUUGUCCUGAUGUGGUCACUUAUAAUUUGUUGAUAGGUGCUGCUUGUAAGUUAGGGCACAUUCUUUUUGCAUUCCGGUUAUAUGAUGAAAUGCUGACAAUAGGAUUUUAUCCAGAUAUAUUUACUUACACUGCACUAAUCAGAGAGCACUGCUUGAGAGGUAACAUGAAGGAGGCAGAAGAGCUUUUUAUGAAGAUACAGGAAUCUGGUUUAACUAUCGAUUAUGUUCCAUAUUGUAUACUUUUCAAGGAGUACUGCUAAAUUAAGGAGCCUGACAUGGCAUUUGGUGUUUACCAGAAGUGGCUGAGAAGGGGUUGUGAGUUAUCCUCCUUAAACUCAGAUCAUGCAUCGAGCAUGUUGGAACAUUGCCGUUUUGGCAUGCAAGUCAAAUUACUUGGAUCUAAAUCCAUAGAAUCCAUUCUGGUAAUGGCAUUUUUCUACUUGUGGCAAAUGGGAAUCUUUUGUUUGCUUUUCUAGAAGGAUCAAAGCAGUCUUCAGCUUGACGGUCCUGCUCCUAAAACUUGGGGCCAGAUCUGAUCAUUCCUUUCAUGGAAAUCAGGAUGCUUUAAUAUACUUGUGAAUAUUGGAUGAGCCCAACAUCCUACAAUUUUGACCACCAUUAUAAUGACAAAUCCUGACGCAAUGGAGUAUAUUCAACCGGACUUUGGCAUGAAUGCUUCACCUAUAGUUGUUCAGAUGAUAUGCCGUAUAUACAAGAGGUGGAUACAGGAUUGAUUGCCUACAUGCACAGUCCGCCCGUCUUAGCACAGUGAUAAGUGAGCAAGGGUCGCUGUAUCUCCAUCGGCACCCGGAUGCAGUG